Messenger RNA from Eremomyces bilateralis CBS 781.70, 285 nucleotides. RefSeq names its product Tom7-domain-containing protein. The transcript has 4 exons. The record is from RefSeq and is a predicted model, not a curated record. NCBI's taxonomy places the organism in Eukaryota, Fungi, Ascomycota, Dothideomycetes, Eremomycetales, Eremomycetaceae. Gene Ontology annotation, biological process: protein import into mitochondrial matrix; protein insertion into mitochondrial outer membrane. Gene Ontology annotation, cellular component: mitochondrial outer membrane translocase complex; mitochondrial outer membrane. Bases 1 to 159 code for a protein of 52 amino acids.
AUGCAGCUCUCAGAGGAAUCAAAGGAGCGCAUCUCCAAAGUCAUCGACAUCUCCCGCGUCGCCAUACACUAUGGCUAUGUGCCAUUGAUCCUCUACCUUGGAUGGUCGCAGAGCACGCCUCGACCUGCCUUGAUUAGAUUCUUCUCUCCUUUCGCCUAAAUGCAAUACCGACACACAUCAACUCUAAUACACGAGGAUGCGUAAUUAGAGAGUGGACGGUCACCGUACUGCAAGAUGCCAAUACGGCGACGGAGUUGCCGCCACCCCAAAGAUUGGAAAAUGGAG